AGAGGGGGGACACCAUAAAUAGGCCCGUCCUGCGCGCCUCCCUCUUUAAUCACAUCUUGUCUCUGAUUUAAUAGCAUCCCGCGUAGCUCAGUGUUCGGGGACUGGCACCAGCCUCAAUGCUCUUUUUGUCUGCCACUCAGAUGCGAGAGUAAAAGGCCAGCGAAGUGUCACGCCGCUUCACUUUGUCUCCGUUUGUUUUUUUUUUUCCGCUGAAUUUCAGGAGGUGCUUUUAGUCGGGUGCCGGCCGUCUUCUCCAGUUGACCCAUUUAUUUUUUUUUUUUUUGGGAUUCGCUCCAACACGGGAGCUGCUGAGCAUCAGCCUCUGCAAAGAAGACAGGAGGAGGGAGAGCAUGGGUCCCGAUGUGUGUGUCGAGCUGCUGGGACUCUUCUUGUGCAUCGCUGCUGGCGUCUGUACCCUGACCACCACGCUGCUGCCCCAGUGGGUGUCUCUCUCCACCGACCUGCUGCCCACAGAAAGCUACCAGACCGGACUGUGGGAGACCUGUGUGGUUCAGGACAUGGGGGGCACCGAGUGCCGAGCCUACGACAGCCUGCUGGGACUCCCGCUGGACAUCAAGCUCGCCCGUAUUCUCAUGUGCACGGCCGUGUCCAUCAGCAUCCUUAGUGUCCUGGUGGCCAUACCCGGCUUGACCCUGGUCAAGUGCUGCAACAGCAGGAGAGGUCAGAGACUCAAGAAAGCCAUGCGCAUCUUUGGGGGCACCUUGUCCAUUCUCUCGGGGCUCCUGUGCUUGGUGCCGGUGUCCUACACGGCUCACAUCACCCUGUCCAGGUUCUGGGACGACACCCUGCCCGACAUCAUGCCCAGAGGGGAGUUUGGCGAUGCCCUCUUCUGCGGCUGGGCGGCCAGCUUUCUGCACAUUGUCGCCGGCAUUCUUCUGGCCUCGUCUCAUUUGUGCUACGAAGACGAGUUUGAUGGCAAAACGUCCGCCUCCCCGGAGAUGCAAGCCAUGGACGACACGUCGAGAGGCCGCAGGGAGUACGUGUGACGGGUGCAAGUGGGCGCCUUACACUUUCUUGUCUACUUUUGUUUUUGCCAAAUGCACACAAUCCUCGUCAAUCUGAACCUUCUGUCUGCAUGUGAGAUACACCUGGUGCCAUGAGUGACCGAACGGACUGGCGUGUCCCCAGCCAAGCCUGCAGCAUGGCACACCUCAAACGGGGUGACUGUCCCAGUGCUCCUCACUCCGGGGGGAGUAUCGUGGCACCAGGUGCGUAUGGGAAUAGAGAGACAUGAGGCCGAGUGCAGGAGGGAAUUCAGUUCAGCACUUUCACCCUUUUGGGGGUCUUACUUAUCCAAAGAUUUGAACGUUGCUCACUUGAAGGACUGGGGGUGGGCUUACCUAAAACGACGGGGAAUGUCAGAGGUUAAAAGCAGGCAGACGAGCAACAUGACAGCCGGCCAGCCGCUCUCUCUGCGGCUCGGCGGUUUUCCCUAAAUUGCACCUUGGCUCAGUGGGCACAAUCACACUCUAUCAUUUUCCACUUUGGCUUUGGAAGCGUCUGCUGCUGAGAAAGUUUCUUCUGUUCAGCUUUACAUUGUUGCCAGACUGUGGCUUGGAAAAUUACACACACCAAAAAAAAAAUAAUAACUAAAUAAGAAGCCAAAUAAAUAAAAAGUCAACUCGAGACUGCUGGAGCGCGCAUGAAAAAGUUCACACUGACUGCCCUGUUGGUUCCGCAGCUAAGCUGCCUUUAAUGAAGGUUUUAAUGAAGGAGCCUUGCGAGACACAUGUGGGGGCACCAGCUGUGCCGUCGACUAUGUGAGUUCGCCCGGGCCAAGAAGCGAAAACAUUUCCAAAAAACCGGCAGCUCCUUUCCCUCUCGGCUGUUCUCCUUGUGCUUCCCAUCCACUUCGGCGGAGGCUCCGGCACUACAGACCACCGCCCCCCCACUCCAGGCUCAAAGGUUCUUCUUGUUGUUUCUCACAAAAGCCUCUUUAUUUCACGAUGUGCUAAUCCUUCAAUCUCAUUACUUCCUGUGGGUGGUGUUGUCCCCGAGCUCAAUGUCACGACAUGAAAACCAGCAACCCGCACCACUGACAUGGAGGCGCCAAGUGCCAACUCUCGGGACGGGCAGCACGGAGGAGCCAGAGGGCAGUGCCACCGUCGUGUCGCUGUCAUCUCUUGGUCAUUCUUAUGCAAUUGAAAUAAAAUCUUCACGUGGAAUCCAUCGA
Molecule: messenger RNA, 2194 nt
Organism: Polypterus senegalus (gray bichir)
Lineage: Eukaryota; Metazoa; Chordata; Cladistia; Polypteriformes; Polypteridae
Product: putative claudin-24
Exons: 1
Coding region: 351-1007 (218 amino acids)
Biological process (GO): cell adhesion; bicellular tight junction assembly
Cellular component (GO): plasma membrane; bicellular tight junction
Molecular function (GO): structural molecule activity
Source: RefSeq, a predicted model, not a curated record